AGGACCGGAGACUGCGGAGAUAAACAAACACACGCAGUGGACUGUUCACUCACCUGCUGCCGUCUCACCACUCACCUGCUGCCGCUGCCGCAGCUCCACGUCCGACCCGGGUCCACACAGCCAGGGACAGAGAGAAUAACCUGGGAUACCCUCCUCUUCCUCCCUCCUCUUAACCCCCCGGAGGCGGGCGGUAUAUGUGACUCGCGUCCCGGCGGAGAACCGAGCGAGACAUGACGGAGCUGAGGAAGCGAGGCGGCUGCGGAGCAGACACCGACAGCACCGACAACAUCAGCGACAAGGAGGGCGACGGUGAUGACAGGCUGGGUCUGCACGGUGACGCAGACGGAGAAUGUGACGCAGACUCCAAAGCAGACACUCCAGAUGUUCCUCUCUCCACAGCAGACACAGACAACACUCCACAAUGCCUGAACAAAGCUCUGGAGGGCCUGCCGCCCAGAUGGAAGAACUACUGGAUACGAGGGGUUCUGUCAAUAGCCAUGAUAUCAGGCUUCUUCCUCAUCAUCUACAUGGGACCUGUCGCUCUUUUAUUAGUGGUCAUGACCGUCCAGAUCAAGUGUUUUCAAGAAAUCAUCGACAUCGGAUACAGAGUUUACCGUUCCUACGAGCUGCCUUGGUUCAGGACUCUGAGCUGGUACUUCCUGAUCUGCGUCAACUACUUCUUCUACGGUGAGACGGUGGCGGACUACUUCGGGGCUCUGGUGCAGAGGGAGGAGCCGCUGCAGUUCCUGGCUCGCUAUCACCGCUUCAUCUCCUUUGCUCUGUACCUCGCAGGUUUCUGCAUGUUUGUGCUGAGUUUAGUGAAGAAACAUUACCGCCUGCAGUUUUAUAUGUUUGCUUGGACCCAUGUGACCCUGUUGAUUGUGGUAACUCAGUCCCACCUUGUCAUUCAGAACCUGUUUGAAGGAAUGAUCUGGUUCAUCGUUCCGAUCUCCAUCGUGAUCUGUAACGACAUCGGGGCCUAUCUGUUUGGAUUCUUCUUCGGGAGGACGCCUCUCAUCAAGCUCUCGCCCAAGAAGACCUGGGAGGGCUUCAUCGGCGGUUACUUCUCCACGGUGGUUUUCGGCUUCAUCCUGGCCUACCUCCUGGCUCGGUUCCAGUACUUCGUGUGUCCUGUGGGAUUCAACAGUGAAACCAACAGCUUCACAGUCGAGUGUGAGCCCUCGGAUAUCUUUGUGAUGCAGGAGUACACACUUCCUGCCGUCGUACAAAACCUUGUGACUUGGAAAACAGUGAACCUCUAUCCGUUCCAGAUCCACAGCAUCUUCCUCUCGUCCUUCGCGUCGCUCAUCGGGCCGUUCGGCGGCUUCUUUGCCAGCGGCUUCAAGCGAGCCUUCAAAAUCAAAGACUUUGCCAGCACCAUCCCCGGACACGGUGGCAUCAUGGAUCGCUUCGACUGCCAGUACCUGAUGGCCACCUUCACGCACGUCUACAUCGCCAGCUUCAUCAGGGGUCCGAACCCGAGCAAGGUGCUGCAGCAGCUGCUGAUGCUUCAGCCCGAGCAGCAGCUCAGCAUCUUCCACACACUGCACUCCCAGCUGAGAGAGAGGGGCAUGCUCCCCCCCGCUGUCGCCCAGGCCGAGUGAACGACUACAUGGGGGGGAUGACGGGGGAGUGAGUGUGUGAUGGUGUGGAUAGUUUGUGUAGGCACGUACACAGGCAGACACACACAGACACACACAGACACUUGCACGUAUGCCUGUAUGGUGUUUGACCCCGGGCCCCUCCCUGCUCCUGUCGUCAUCCUGCCGCCUCUUCACUCGACCACAGACCAGCUCCAAAUCCCACCUGAAGCGACUCUCAUUCAAAAAAUAACAAAACACAAGUGGCUUUGUUGCUUUCCCACUUGGAGCGGCACAUAAACUACAACAGCAAACAGGAAGUCCACAUCCUGAAGACUCGCGGACAGAAGAUAAAAUGUCUCCUCACACAACACAGACUUCAAAGCACACAGCUUUCCCGGCGCAGGUGGACGGUGGACGUGCGGUUUCCCUUGCGCACGGCAAAUAUUGCACUGACCUGAGCAGAACAAAUGGAUUUUAAGAAGCUUUCACCAGCAUGAACUGGGCCCAGAGCGUUUGACACGUGGACCUGAGCUGCGGCCGAGCGCCCGGCGCCGCUCGUCGCUCUGGGGUUCGGGGUGAGGUCAUGAUGCAGCAGGGUCGUUGAACUGUAAACACUGUUUUUCAUGGUGUUUGCUCUAUUUAAGGAUCUUAACCUCAUGUAGCAUGUCCCUGAGUCCCGUGUCAGGCUUCUGCUUGAACAAGCCAUGUUUCUUGUUGUUCCUCCACAGCGUGAACUUGUCAGCUUUUAGGUUUCUGUCCGAAUCUAAAUAAGUCGCACAAAAAGUCAACAGUGUUUGACUGUAGGCAUGUUAACGCAAAAACUAGAGCAUCAGCCUCACACUCAUGUAUUGUACAUAAAUACAUUUUGAAGAUAUUUAGCUAAUCAAAUACUUAAUAUAUAACUAUGUAUGUGACCUGCUGGGGUAAAAAGAUCACUUUUAAACUAAGAGAAAUAAUAAUAGCAUGAACAAAUUAGAUUUUUAAAAGUAGGAACGUAGAGUUGAUCUGCGGUUGCUGUUUAUUUAGAGGGUGUGAACUUUAACUAGAGAAUGUGAAAAAGAAUUUAAGGGAAUAGUUCUAACAUUUGUAACACAUUUCAGAGGGGGCUACUUUCCCUCCUCCUCCUCGUCCUCCUAAUCCUCGUCCUUCUCCUCCUCUUCCUCUCUGAAAGUAACUAAGAUGUGUGUUAUUGGAAAUGUGGAACUAUUCCUUUAUCUAAGACUCGUGCUUCCUGCUUUAUUGAUUUAACCGACGACUUCAGUUGCACUACAGCAGUGGAGGUGCUGGGAGGGG
This is a messenger RNA of Platichthys flesus (European flounder), 2876 nucleotides long. It is a transcript of the gene cds1, whose product is annotated as CDP-diacylglycerol synthase (phosphatidate cytidylyltransferase) 1. The record is from RefSeq and is a predicted model, not a curated record. Bases 231 to 1604 code for a protein of 457 amino acids. Gene Ontology annotation, molecular function: phosphatidate cytidylyltransferase activity. Gene Ontology annotation, cellular component: endoplasmic reticulum membrane. NCBI's taxonomy places the organism in Eukaryota, Metazoa, Chordata, Actinopteri, Pleuronectiformes, Pleuronectidae. The transcript has 13 exons.